CCUAGAUCAUCUAGAAUAGGCCUUUAGGUCACACUACGCAUGGCUUGACACUACGUAAUGCAUUGGCUUGCCUCAUUAACAAGCUCUGUAACACAGGAGGGAGGAGACAGGAGGUACAGCAGGAGGAGUGGGAGAGGGGAAUGUAUGAGUGCAGCACACAGGGAAUCAGUGCAGAGAUGGACAGGACAUGAACCAUAAAUGAACAGAUGUACAGCAUCCUGAGAGACUGCCACUGGGUGAGAGGACCAGCACUGCAUAACCUGGCGAUCUCUGCACUGUGACUGCACCACAAUGAUAAGUGCGAGAGUGAGUCUUACACAUUCAGGUUGUGGGUGGGUUUGUUUCCCUCUCCCCAGCCCUGGAGAUAAUCCAGUGAUGCUAAAGGGUUUAUUCAAAUUUGCUACAGUAGGUACACCAGUCUGUAAAAUCUGAAUGAACCAAAAGGGGCAGGGGAAACAUGCAUGAUCAUAUUGCAAUGCAAAAAGCUACAAUAUUGCAUAAACUAAUGGCUAUGUAACUGGGUUUUUUUUUUUUUUUUUUUACACCAUGCUAAUUCUGAGUUGAGAUUUUAUUUUCAAUUGUUCAAACAAACCAUUAGUAACACUAUUAAAUUAAUAGUCAAUCCUACAAAUAUUCACAUGUACAUAAAACAUCAAUGCAGUUGUUACCGAUGACUUCACACUGUUAAUAUGCAUAAUUGUAAAGUUCACAAUUGGUGACAUUCAUGGACCUAAAAAUAAAUUGCAUAUACAAGAAUACCAUACAUGGGUCUGUUCCAUAUCAGGGCAACAUUUUAACAAACCUUAUCCGUAUUUGUGAUGUGGAUAUACUAAAAUUGAUUAAUAAACCAGUUAACAGAAAAAAAGUGAUUGCCUAGUGUAACUGAUAGUCAUGGGUCAGUUGAACUGGCCAUAGGAAGGUCACGUGUAGGUUCGUACCUAGUGAGCAUGAGACCUGCUGGGUAUGGAUCAAGGCCCAUCCAUGGUUAGUUGGGAACGUUGUCAUAUAGCCUUGUAUCUGGUGUGUUUACUCAUUGAAGACCAUUUGGUUCUUCCAAUGUGUGGAAGUGUUCUACUUUGUUCAUCAGGAGUCUCGAAGCAGGUGGUGAAGUGGAUCUCCAUAAGUAAUAACAAGUUUAGCUGCUGUAAGGAUAAAAUAGAUUAUCGAGGUUUUGUAUUUGUGGGAAAUAUCUAUCUUAUGGAAAAGUAAGGUAUGUCUAGAUAUAGUUUCAUUCCCAUGACCUCCUGGAUCAUAGAAACAAUGUUCCUCCAGAACUGUUGUAUUUGUGUGCACGACCACCAGAUAUGUUGGAGGUCCCCUCUUACCUGUUUGCAACGCCAACAAAUCACUGGUUCAGUCGGUACAUAUAGAUUGAUGUCUACUGUUAUGUGCCAGUAAUUUAUAGUUGGCUUCCACCAGUGGAAUGCUAGUUUGCAUGAAAGGUUCUAAAGAACAAUUUGUACCACUCUCUCUCUGUUAUGGGUGGGGAAAUGUGGUCGUUCCAUUUGAUAGUGAACGGAGGAAGUUUUGGGUGACCAAAAUGAAUUUUAGGUCUGUAUUAAAAACGAAGUGAGGUUUUAAAACUGUGUGUAAUGUUCCAUUAAAUUAAUCCUGUAUUCCUUACUCUACAAAAUACUUUUAAUUCCUUUAAAAAGUGUAUACUUUACACUAUAUCCCAUAACUGCAUUGCAAAGGUAAACCCGGUUAACAGAAUCCGAUUCCAGUGCCGAUCUCUCCUUUGAGGGGGAGAGUUUAAUGUGUAUGUGUGAUGAACAUGUUGGGCCCACCCCAUAGGAAAGCACGGAGUCAAUGCUUUCCUAUGAGGAUUUCACGGAUGCUGGAUGCCUUCAUGCAGAGCGUGAGGACUUUGUCAGGUGACCAAAAGUUGCUUAACCAGCAGAAACUACCUCUAGUGGUUGACAGCCACUAGAGGCAGCUCUUAAUCACACAAUGAGCUGAAGUGCUCUGGGUGUCUUUAGUUUCCCUUUAACACUAGUUUUUUUUACAAUUGGGGUUACCAGCCCCAUCAGAGUAGAAAAAUAAGGUUUGGGAUGAAAGUCCCAAAUGUGGACUGAAACGUCGGUCCAAUUUUAAUAUGGAAUUGUAUUCAAGUUUAUAAUUUUUAACUUUUGAAAAAAGCGUGAGUGCUGGUCAUCCUUCUACUUCAUUGUUAACAUAUAUAUUAUAUAUAUAUAUAUACGUGUGUGUGUGUGUAAUUUUAUGCUAAGUGUAUUUUUAUAUUAAUAUAUGUAUAUAUUAAUAAAAAAAUACUAAGUAUGACUUUUAUAUGAUAUAUAUCUCAUAUAUAUAUUUUAAUUUUAUUUAUUAACUUUAUUUCUUAACUUUUUUUUUUUUACUUUUUUCACCAGCAGGGGGACUGCCUGUCAGUUCAGGUAGUCCCCCUGCUGGCAGCACUGUGGACACCUUUUGCGGCCAGGUGACCCAUGGCCCCUCUGGGUCCUAAUUUGCAGAGGGGAGACUGUCUGGGCUGUCAGACAGUCCCCCCCAGUGAAGCAGAAGACCGAUCGUCGGCUGGGGAAGGAGGGUAGGGGUUACAUUUUUAUUUCAUUUUAAAAAAAUUGUAUUUUAAAUUUAACUGAGUGGCUCGACCCCUUGAAGCACUCAGCAUACAGGCAGAGCAUUAGAAACCUGCCUGAUGACUUCCGAUGCUGUGCACUAUACUGCCAGGCUCCACGUGGGGAAACCCGGGAAUGAUUGCUCCAGGGGAGCGAUCACUCGGGGGCCCGGCAGUGAGGGGGGUUAUUGCAGGAUGCCUCAACAUCACGGUAUCACUGCAAUACCGUUAGAGCAUCUGGAAGCAAUCAUGAUCGCUUCCAGCGCUCUAAUUAGCCUUGCACGGGCAGGGUGCGUAACUGUUCCUUAAGAACCGUUUUUUUGUCGGACAUACCCUGCAAGUCCACGGUCACUAAGGGGUUAAAGUUUAUACACUAUAUGGACAAAAGUACCAUUAAACCAACAGGGACUUUAAUGACAUUGCAUUCUAAAUACAUAGACAUUAAUAUGUAGUUGGUCCUUCAUUUGCAGCUGUAACAGCUUUAACUCUUCUCUGAACGCUUUUCACAAGAUUUUGGAGUGUCUCUAUGGGAAUGUUUGCUCAUUUAUCCUGAAGAGCAUUUGUGAAGUCAUGCACUGAUGUUGGGUGAAAAGUCCUGGCUCACAAUUUCCCUUCCAGUUCAUCCCAAAGGUGUUCGAUGGGAUUGAUGUCAGGGCUCUCAAUGGGCCAGUCAAGUUCUUCCCACCAAACUCAUCCAACCAUGUCUUUAUGGACCUUGCUUUGUGGACUGGGGCACAGUCAUACUGGAAUAGAAAAGGGCCUUCCCCAAACUGUUCCCACAAAGUUGGAAGCAUAGAUUUGUCCAAAAUGUCUUGAUAUGCUGAAGCAUUAAGAUUUCCAUUCACUGGAAGUAAUGGGACUAGAUCAAUACCUGACAACCAGCUCAUUGCCAUUAUCCCUCUUCCACCAAGCUUUACAGUUGGCAUAAUACAGUCAGAUUGGAACCUGACAAACUCAGACUGCCCAAGCACAGACAUAUGAUAAGUCACUCUACAGAAUAUGUUUCCACUGCUCCAUAGUCCAGUGGCGGUGUGCUUUACACCACUCGAUCCAACUCUUGGCGAUGCAAGGCUUGCAUGCAAUUGCAACCUCCUCCCAUAGUGUUCCUCCCCGCAUCCAUUGCUGCUGGUAUUAAUGCCAAUGGAAAUUUGGAACUCUUCAGCUAUGGAACCAUGCCCCUCAGCUCGGUGCCCCCUCAGCGCUCGGUGACCCUGUUAUGUGACUUUAUGUGAUCUUCCGCUUUGGGGCUGCUACUAAACGCUUCCAUUCUCCAUUAAUACCACUUACAGCUCACUGUGGAACAUCUAGCAGGGAUGAACUUCAUGAUCUUAUUGCAGGUGGCAUCCUCUCACAGUACCAAACUUGAAUUGUAAAUGCAGACUGCAUGGUAAGGUGCUUGAUGUCCUAUACUUGUGGCAAUGGGACUGAUUGCAACACCUGAAUCUAAUAAUUAAGAGGGAUGUCCAAAUCAUUUUGGCCAUAAAGUGUAUGUGAAGAAAGUUGGGUUUAGAACUGAAAAGUUCAUCUUUUACUGGCAAGCAAUGAAUAAAAUUUAGGUUGUUUUUUGUAAUACUUUGAAGUUCCUGGAGCGCUAUUUUUUAUUUUUUGCACAAGUUGUUGUAGAUCCAUGCAGACAGCACCGGGCUGGUAAUAUUAUACAAACUAUAGUGCAAGUGAUUGGAGAUUGGGUUAAUUAAAUAUAUACAGUCAAGUUAAACAAAAAUCUGCACACCAGUCAAGCCUUAAAGGACCACUAUAGUGCCCUGAGGGUGCCCCCACCCUCAGGGACCCCCUCUCGCCCGGCUCUGAAAAGGGGUUAAAACUUAGCUUUUUCGAGCGCUGGGCAGGGAGCUCUCCUCUUCCGAUCCUCCUCCUCUCCGCCCAUUCGGCUGAAUGCGCACGCGCGGCAAGACCUAUGUGCGCAUUCAGCCGGUCGCAUAGGAAAGCAUUUACAAUGCUUUCCUAUGAACGUUUGCGUGCUCUCACUGUGAUUUUCACAGUGAGAAUCACGCAAGCGCCUCUAGCGGCUGUCAAUGAGACAGCCACUAGAGGCUUUGGAGGAAGGCUUAACCCGUUCAUAAACAUAGCAGUUUCUCUGAAACUGCUAUGUUUAUAAAAAAAUGGGUUAACCCUAGCUGGACCUGGCACCCAGGCCACUUCAUUAAGCUGAAGUGGUCUGGGUGCCUAGAGUGGUCCUUUAAGACUUCCCUUUCCCAUAGAAAUCAAACCAGUAACCAACCUCAUGCUGAUGAUUUGCAUUAACAACGAAACAGCUGUCCAUGAGUGGUUCACUGGCUUUGCAUCUUUUCCUAAAUUGUGUUCCAAGCAUUUGUAUACUGCAAACACAGACUCAAAGGAAUCCAUGUUUAAAAUGGAAUGAGGCAAAAAUGUGAUUCUUUGAUAAACUAAUUUGCAUAUGCCCACCCAGAAUCCUUUGCGGUUGUAACAUCGCUGCGGAUUUGUGAUGUCUGUGGGAAAAGCAAGUCUUACGGCUUGACUGGUGUGCAGAUUUUAGUUUAAAGGACCAAUUUAGGCACCCAGACCAAUUCUGCUCAUUGAAGUGGUAUGAGUGCCAGGUCGCCCUAGUUUUAACCCUGCAGCUGUAAACAUAGCAGUUUCAGAGAAAACUGCUAUCUUUACUUUGCAGGGUUAAUCCAACCUCUAGUGGCUGUCUCCCUGACAGCCACUAGAAGCCGCUUGCGCGAUUCUCAGUGUGAAAAUCGAAUUGAACUCACGUUGGACGUCCAUAGGAAAGCAUUAAGUAAUGCUUUCCUAUGGGCGGUUUGAAUGCACGCACGGCUCUUGCCGCGCAUGCGCAUUCGGCUCCACUCUGGAACUGACGUCGGCGGGGGAGGAGAGUUCAACAGUGCCGAGGGAGCCCGGCGCUGGAUUAAGGUAAGUGGCUAAAGGGGUUUUAAGCCCUUCAGCCCAGCAGGAGGGGGGCUCUGAGGGUGGGUGAGACCUAAUAACCCUAUAGUGCCAGGAAAACGGGUUAGUUUUCCUGGCACUAUAGUGUUACUUUAACAUUGUAUUAACUAUCCACAGACAGGGCCGGUGCAAGGAUUUUUGGGUACACAGGUGAAGUAAUUUUGGAGUCUCCAUCCCCCAAAAGCACCUUCACCCGUGUCCCUCUUAACCCGCCUUUUGUUUCUUUUCCCCUUUUUUAAUGUCUUACCCCCUUUAGUGUCUUAUCCCCUAUUUUUUCCCCAUUGUGUGUCUUGUGUAUCUUACUACCCACUUUGUUUUUCUUACUCCCCCAGCCUCUGUCUCUCCUACACUCCCAGACCCUUUGUGUCUUUUACUCUUACCAGCUCCUUUGUGUGUUUCUCUUUCACCACCAGCUCGUCUAUCUCCCCCAGCCCCUCUGUAUCUCUUUCACCCCAGCCCCUUUGUAUUUUCACUCAUAGGCCCAUCUGUGGACUUUCUCAACCCCAUGCCCAUCUGUUUGUCUUUCUCCCCACUCAGGCCCACCUGUGUGCUGUGCCACUCUCCUAUGUCCCCCAGUGUUCCUCUCUCCACCCCUCCAUGUCAAUUUGUGGUCUUCUCCCCUCCCCACCCCUUAGUGUUCCUCUCCCCUCCCUCCUCUGUCCCUUUGUGUUCCUCUUCCCUCCCCCUUACCUGUCUUAGUGCCCCCCAUCCCCAUUAAUGUUCCUACCACCCCCCAUCUUAGUGUUCCUUAACAUCCCUCUUUUUUAGUGUUCUCCCCUGUCCCAUAGCAUCCUUCCCCCCUCCCCUGUCCCAUAGCAUCCUUCCCCCCUCCCCUGUCCCAUAGCAUUCUUUCUCCCCUCCCUCGUCCCAUAGUGUUCUUCCCCCUCCUCCCAUAGUGUUCCUCCCCGCAUCCCAUAGUUUUCCUUCCCUCCUCCCAUAGCUGUUCUUCCCCCCCCACCCCCUUAGUGCCCCUCUAUCUCCCCCCUUUUUCCCCAGUGUGUGUUCUACCUUUCUUGUAGCGUGGCCGAGCGUAGCAGACCACGGUACAGGAGCUUCAGUUUCCUGUACCUGGCUGGACUGACAGGAAAUACUCUCUCACUUCCUUUCAGUCAGGCCGGGUACAGGAAACAUAAGUUCCUGUACCGCGGUGCGCACUGCUCCGCUCGGCCACGCUACACUGAGUGCCUGGUAGAAGGGAGCGCCGUGCGCCCACCUCCUGCCGGUCAUUCCAAUCUAGCGCCCCCCUGGGCCGGUGCGCCAGCCCUGUCCACAGACUUCAGGUGGAAAGGAUUUUCAAUCACAAAUUUUUCCCCUCCAUAACAUUUUGGUUUUUGCUUCCCUAUAUAUAAAUAGUAACAUGAAAAGAGACAUGCAUCCAUCAUCAUUAGUGUCUAUCCCCUAGCCAUCAAUCAUAUCUUUUUGGACCACUAGUGGAACUCUGAAUACGGUAUGUCUGGUGGCCAAAGAUUAUAUAGAGUUGGUUUAUUAAUAAGCAUGUUGCCAUGGCGACACCACUUUGUUUUUUGUCUUGUUUCAAAGACACAGUUCACAAUAUUACAGUAUUAUAAUAUAAAUAGAAGAACUGCCGUAUGAGGAAGUUUGGUAACUACAGGCGUCACGAUGAUCUGAAAUAGCAGAUCUCGCACAUAGUUGUGCUGGUGGUGGCGAUUUAAUACUGGUGAAAUUUAUAAAUGUUUUGGUGUUACUUGCUAACAUGCUCUUUGCUAAAUUAAAACUUAAAUCGCCCUAAUCAUCAUUUAUUGUUACUAACUGAUACCGCUAAAACGCGUUGAAUGUAAUGGUCUGAUGUCCAACACAUCAUAGAAUAUGUCAUAAAAUGUUGGUUAUUAAUUUCUCAUGCAGGAUGAAGACAAGCAGAGAUUGGACGAGUUUCUCUGUGACCUGGCCCUCCUGGGCUCAUUACAAGUAAGAUUAAUUACUUCUGGACAGAGUUUUUUUUGGCAUCAUAGUGCGGAUUCCUACUUAUGAACUGAUGAUGAUACUAUACAAGAUCUGGAAAGCAGAUUCACAAUGUGCGCUGUUCAUCUGCAUUUUAAGAGAGAGAUUAUACUUCCUACUUACCAGAGUGGUGGGCCAUCCAAAAUGUACUAGUCUCUCUUUUGUUUUUGUACUUAAUUCAGUGUUUUGGUUACCCUUGUUCAAUAUCCCUUGUUUAAGCAUACAGUGUGGUAUCUGAGUAUUUUACUUAGUUUAGACUGAUCCGUCCGAAUCUAAAUCCUUUUAAUUCACAUGAGAACCAAUCAGUUCCUCCAGGAUUUAGCUGGGCUGUCAUAAUUAAUGAAUAAGACUCCACAACUAAAUCCUGAAUGAAUCAAUUAGUUUGGGUGUGAGCCAAUGGGAUUUUGAGUCAGAUAAAAAAUAUUUCCCACCAAAGAGAACUAAGUCAUCAAAAAAUUUUAAUAUCUGAUUUAAAUUUAUGAAGAAGUCUCUUUCCUGGCUGUCUCUUUUUCCGUCUAUAUGCACCUUUGGUCAGAUUGUCAAGUAUAUGACCCAAAGCCCACUAUUUUGCAAGCAUCUAUUGCUUUUCAAAAUCAUAGUUUUUCUGCCUGCAGCAUUAUUUGGCAGGUGAUUUUGAAAAGCAAUGGGGUCCAAUAAGUGACUGAAGGUGUAAAAAGAUGGCUGUCAGAAAGAGGGAGUGGGAACGGUAGUCAAAUGAUUGUUUUUCAAAAGUUUCACUAUAGCCGAAUUCAAAAAUGACAUUACAUAUUAUAAUAUAAAGAUUAUAUUAAAAUAAAAAAUGAUGCCUGUGCUCCUUUAAAGAUGGCCACUCCUAUUUUCGAUAAUAAAACAUGCUAAUUUACGUUUAAAAAGUAAAUAAAAUGAGUACGUAGGGUGCAUGAGGAAUGAAAUAUUUCGUUUUCCAUCCAUUACUGUCUGUAGUUACCAUUAAGACAUGAACAUCUGCUAAGACGGUGACUAACUGUUGUCUUUCAGGGGUUCCGAUACUUUCAGCCUUGGCUAAGAGGGAGGGAGGAGAUACUGCUGACUGUGAUUAAUGACGAUCUGGUAAGGACUGUGAAAUGACUUCGAUACAGCUUGGGCUUCAUUUUCUCUGUACCCAUUCUGCUUUCAUUCACUUUGAGUUUAAAUCUUUUAUAUCCAGUCAAGAUCUUCCCCUCGAUCAAUGAACUGUCAUUCUUUUUCUUUAGUGUCUCCCAUCACAGUCUGUCUUCUGUCUCAGGAGUUGUCCAUGUGUCUGUCUUUUAGACCUGUCCAUCCUUGCGGUCACCCGCCUCUCUCAGCAGUGACUCCAGUUGUCACAUUUCUAUAUCCAGCUACGAGCCAGUUGCAAGCAGGUACCUGCGCAAUUCUUAUAUAUUUACAAAAGGUUUCAGUAGAUGACAAUCUGAUCUGAGUCUUCUAACUGCCCUUUUUCUUUACUUAGGGGACCUGCACUCCUCCCUCCUGCCUCUCCUUGUGAUAGAGAAAUUGCUAUCCCGGUAUUACUCAGAUUAUAUCGUUUUUAUGGCUGACAUGCCCUCCAGGCCCCAUCUGUUUGUUUUACUUUCCCUCUUCUGUUACCUAGGAAACACAUUGUACUCUUUUUCUCCUGGCCGCUUACGCCAAGUAUGGACGCCCUUAUGUCUGGGUGAGGUCCAAUCACCAGCGUCUGAUCAGACCAGAGCAAGAUGAUGUGAACCUGAAGGAUAGCCCCCUCACACUUCAGUCCACCUCUGACUGGGACACAAAAGGUGAGCUUGUCUUAUCCCGAGUAGUAACAAUGUCCCUCUGUUACAAGAGACCAAAGAAAAUCUCAAAAUAAGUAAUUUUGAAAUUAAUUACCAACAACCAAAACUGUUCUACGGAUACAUUUCAAACAAAUAACAUUGAUAGAUGUUCCACAUACAUGUCAAACAAAGACACAGCAUAUUUUGAUGAAAUCUGUAAAAGUUUCGAUCAAUUAGUAAAGGAAUAGUUCCCAUUCUUUUUUUAUAUAUAUAUAUUUUUUUGUGAAUUAGAUUUUUAUUUUGCAACAAAGCAGUAGGUAUGAGAAAGGAACACGCAGGUCCUCAACUAUAGAUAUAGGGUUAUCCCGCCAACAGCUCUCUGGCUACUGGCACAUAACUGCGGGAGGGCCUGUGAUCCUGCAAGCGUUUUGACUACGCGCGACCUGCCUUGCAGCAUUGGACAAGAUGGCGGACGCGCCAAAAAUGACUACCAACACAAGACGCAAGGGUUACACCAGAUCGCUGCAGAUUUGUGGCUUAGAUUGGGCAGCAGAAAAAGCUGGCAUGAAGAGAAGAGGCAGAGUGAAUGCCCGCCUCAUGACUCAACUUCUGUCCGCCGACGCAUCAAUUUGGGUCUGUCUCAGCAGAAGGUAUCUACAACUUCAAGCCUGCAAAAAUGGAAUGGAAUAUUCCGACUUUCCAUCGAUCGCCAAGAUACCAAGGUGGCCAUCGCUCGCAACCUCACUACCAAGAUGAAGGCCAUGAAGGGGGCUGACCCCACACCUUCUGAGUGAAUAUACACGAUGCCGAGCUUCACCUCACUCCUCAUUGUUUUCAGUGCCAAGAGCAACCAGAUCAGUGGGUACUGCUCAUGGUCUCGUCUUAAAGCCUGUGGACGGCUCUGUCUCAUUGGGUCUAUAUCAGGCUGUGGGGGCUGGAGGAAAAAGCACGGGUAUCGGGUGAUCAGACAGUGCAUAUAGUGAAGGCUGUAGUUCACACUGGGCCCUCUCCUUAGCACCCUCUUGUUCGCCUCGGUUUGUCUAGGUUACAUGCCUACCCUGUAGUCACAUGUUGUAUAGGAACACCAGUGUGGUAUAAUUUCAUUUUUUGUUUAGCUUAUUUUUCUCAUUCUUAGAAACAGUAUUGUUAGAUGAAUGACAUUUCACAGCAUGAACACUAGCAUACCAUAGUUAACUGCUCAUGUUUAAUAAGGUUCUCCCAUCACAGACUAGUUUGCCAUAGUUUUAUCUCUCAUGCAAACCUGCCAUCUGUUAUCUAUGCUGGUGUUCUGAUCUAAUUAGGCCACCCUCGUGUACGUAUCACUGACCCAGCAUGUUUAUAUUACCAUAAUACUCGCCAUGUCUAGUAUCUUUUUAAUUAUGAAUGUCUGCCACACAUUUAGACAUGCUUGCCUUGCCUGACUUUCUCUGUUAUGUUAUUUUUAAAAAUGAGGAAGACUUAAAUAGAAUUUAAUUUGUUCUGAUAUUCCUGAUGAGUACGUCAUAACGGCUUUGUCUUUUUCCUGUUAUGUGACACAAAUGCCUCAAUAAAAGAAAGAUUGUAAAAAAAAAAAAGGAGCUAUGCCCCAAAAUAAUGGGGACACUGCCGACCGGUGGUCCAAGACCCCCUCAAAUCGGAAUCCAACCCCCCCUAAACUUCACCUCUGUAGAGUUCCCAUUCUUUUAAUCCCUGAUAGUAUGAGUAAGACGUGAAUAGUGAAACAAUGUCGAAAUGUUUGCCCUGGCUUUGACUUAUCUAAAUUAGAUUAUGAUUGUAAUAGCAGAACUCUGAAGAAGCCACACACAGAUAGUCUAGACGCAGGUCAGUUCAGGAAGCAAAGAUCUUUAUUUUCACCGAUCGGGUCUCAGCUGAACUUAUGUCCAAAAUGUCUGAGCCCCGAUCACAUGGAGUACAGGCUUUUAAUAGACUAUACAUGCUCCAUCUGUACCCUUACACUAAUCAGCAAACAGGAUUACCUUAUGUGGACAGGCAGCAUGGAACUUAGUAUGGAAUGUGGUUUCAGUUCUUGAACAUGCUCAGUACAUUGACGACAGUUUCCUGACUACGUGUAACUAAUUAACAGAUACAUGUGCUUGUAUAUGCCAUGUGGAGAUUUUAGGCCUACUAAAUUUUGGGCCUAACUUGAGAUCCCCUCACAUUCCCCCCUUUGAUGCUUCUGAAACUACAUACUCCAGAUGCAUUACUUACCAUAUUUUGCCAAUAUCAGUCAGGUAAUUAUAGAACAGAACAGGAGAAACUAUAGAAGCGUUUUAACCUUAAUCCUAGAAGUUCCUGUGUAAACUUAUCAAAGCUCAACUACCUGAUUACAGGUUACGUCUCUCUGGGAUAGAGGUUCAUAUCUCCAGAUGGCCAUUACACUUCCUCUUAAUAGUAUUCUCGAUAACACUACAUUAAGACCGUAUUAUUAAAGGAAUCAAGCAGCAUAGUAAGAGACAUAAGAUAAUGAUAACUACCAUUCCUCCUACCAGUGCCUUUAACCCUCCAAACUGUUCAUACCAGCUUCCGAACCAACUACAUUUAUUAUACCCGUUCCAGAUCUGAGUAGGUACGUGGAUCAAUUUAACCAUGUGACUAGUAAGAUCAAUCACAGCUUGUCCUUUGAUGUCUAUCUGUAGAAAACAAUGACUUAAGUUAAACUUUCCGCACACACCUCCUUCUACUGCUAGUAAAUAAUCAAGGGCCAAGCUAUUUUGAUAAAUGGCCGACCUCAUACGGGUAUUUUGUUUUUCCAGGAGGUUAAGUGCUUCAGCUGUCUCAUUGGUUACGAUCUCAACCACCGCUUGUAAUCUUAUUAUACGAUUUGAGCAUGUAUAUGGGGGUUCGAUAAUCAUAAGUACCAUCUUUAGCCCAGGUAACAGGUCCAUAAUAAUUAAUAAUUCACUGGGGUGGCCAUUCAUCAUCUUUCCAGUUACCUAUAUGUAAUGAUGCUCGUUUUCUCUUAUGAAUUGUAUCAUACACCUUGACUCCUAAAGUCUCUCUUGUUUGAAUUGGCAACAAAAAGAAAGAUGUUUUGAGCAUACCUAGCACACAUGCCCCUGCUCAGUCUUGUGGUAAUUCCAAAUAGGCCUUCUUACCACAAAUCCAAUAUAAAUUAGCUGUGGCUCUCCAGUUAGAAAUAGCCGAUAGGUCAAACCAUACCUCUCUUAAAUUUGUGUAGUUAGCAAAGGGAUUAGUAGGUUCUGAGGCAUUUGAAGCCGACCACCAGGUAGUAUUUUGACUAUUCGCAUUAUAUGUUUUCUGAUAUAGACAGGUCAACUAGCCUACAGGUGUGUUAUACAUUGGGCCUGCCCUAGCUAAACAUAUGUGGCCAAUUAUGGAUGUCUUUAAUUGGCAUUCUGACUUUUCCCGUAUGAUUGUUUGAUUACUAGAGUGAUAAGGCAUCUGUUGCUCAUUUGUCUCAAAACCAGGAUACCAUACUUCUCUCACUUCCCAUGGCCAUUGAUCUCCGAUAUUGUGCCUCCACAAACAAAGCAGUUAGUUAUAUUCAGACUACUUGCAAUACUCUCAGCCAGAUGAAUGAACAGGUUUUUUACAGUAUGUGGGCCUUCAUCUUCACUACUCAUUCCUCAUAAAAGGAAUGGAAUACCUGAUGAGUUUGAGCAUUUAGGGUCUCCGUUUCAAGGCCUAUAUAUAGGAUGGCUCCCGGGUCUGUUCCUGUACACUCCAUUGAUUUAAAAUGAGGGGUAGUAGGUAUUCUUUGAAUUAUCAGGUCUUGGUGUACUGUUUUUCCCCAGGUUGCCCAAACUACACAUGACCAAUAUGGGCAGAAGUUAAAAGCCCUAUUUGGACAAUGCGGGUCAGUGGUUCUUUAUCAUUAAACCCAUAUGUUCGCUCCCACUUAACACAUAUAUUCCACGGUUUUCCACUACCGGGACAUCAGCAAUUCAGCACUUCAGUUCGGUUCGGCACUUCGGGACUUCGGAAAUUCGAGACUUCGGCAAUUCCCUAACCCUACCCCUACCCCAGACCCUAUGGAACACGGAAGUCCAAAUCUAGGAAUAACUUCUCGUAGGAGAAAAUGCACAACUUCUCCAGCUUUUUCUGUAUGGGCUGGACAGUCCUCAACCCAUCCAGAGUAGGUACAUACUGCUACCAGCAGGUAACGAUAUCUUCCAGAUUUUGGCAUAACUGUGAAGUCUACUUGGAAAUCUGACAUGGGGAGUCCUCCCAUAUACUGAACUCCGGGAGGCUUAGAAGGACCUUGUCUUGCAUUAUUGCGGGCGCACUGUACAAAACAUCUGGCGAUGGCUUGAGUGAGGUUUGAUAAUCCUGGUAUAUAGAAAUGUCUGCUAAGAGAAUCUUCCAUAUUGUCUCUUCCCGAGUGUGUACCGCUGUGGAAGUUCUGAACAAUUUCUACAGCUACCAAUUAUUCUCCAAGUAUUUUCCAUAUUCAGUUUUUAACCACUCUUUCUCCUGAGAUCCAUAUACUGGAGUCCAUUGGGACAAAGGUGCUGGUAUAAGCGCAAUAGCAUGGCUCACGUUUUCACUUUCCUGUCUUGAUUCUGCAGCUUGUUUUGCAGCACUGUCUGCCAUACGAUUGCCUCGUACUAUAUCACUGUCACCUCUCAAAUGGUCUCUACAAAGUAUAAUACUUAUUUCUUUGUGUUGUCAUACUGCCUCCAACCGCUGAAGUAUCUCAGCUGCAUACUUGAUCUCUUUUCCCUCUGAAUUUAGCAGUCCUCUUUCCUUGUUUAGUGCUCUAUGGACAUGAGUUGUUGGGAAGGCAUAUCUGGAGUUGGUAUAAAUAUUCACUCUCAGCCCCUCAGAUAAUUGCAGGGCCCUUGUAAGCGCUAUCAAUUCCGCCUUCUCUGCUGAUGUUCCCUUUGUCAAUGGUUGUGCUUCUAUCACCUUGUCAACUGUGGUUACUGCAUAACCUGCAUAACAUAUUCCUUCUCUAACAAAACUGCUACCGCCCGUAUAAUAUUGUAUGUCCGAAGUGGGAAAUCAUGAAGCUUGGUGCUACUAGAGAAGACAUCAUCCAGUAUUUUCAAACAGUCAUGUUUAAUUUCAGUGGCUUGUGGCAAGAGGGUAGCUGGGUUAAGGUUAUUGACAGUCUCAAGAUGUACUCUCGGAUUUUCACAUGACAUAGCUUGGUAUUUGGUCAUUCUGCUAUUAAUAAACCAAUGGUUGCCUUUGUAAUCCAAUAGAGUCUGUACUGCAUGGGGAACUCAGAUAUAAAGUUCUUGACCCAAUGUAAGUGUAUCAGCUUACGUUACCAGCAAAGCUACGUCCGCUACUGCUCGUAGACACGGUGGGAUGCCACUAGCCACCGCAUCCAGCUGUUUAGACAUGUACACUACAGGUUGUUGCCAUGAUCCCAAGUAUUGUGUUAACACUUCUACAGCCAUUUUCCUUUGCUCAUGUACGUAGAGAAAGAAAGGGCGGGUGUGAUCUGGUAAGCCAAGGGCUGCUGCACUCAUAAGUGCUUUCUUGAUUUCCUCAGACAACUUCUGUUGUUCUGUAGUCCACAGGAAGGGAUCAUGUUCUGUACCUUUUAUAGCCCCAUUAAGUGGUUUCACUAAUAUCCCAUAAUUAGGAAUCUAUAUUCAACAGAGUCCAGCUGCUUCCAGAAAUUCUCUAACUUGUCUUGUGUUUUUCGGGGUGGGUAUGCGGCAUACAGCUUCUUUUCUUUCAGGUCCCAUUGUUCUUUGACCCUCUGAAGUUUGGAAUCCUAAAUACUUGACAGUAGACUGCUACAGUUGCGCCUUCUUUUUAGAUACCUUGUAUCCUGCCCUCCAUAGGAUAUGAAGAAGAAUAUCAUGAGUCGCUUGUUGGCACAUUUCCUUAGUGAUUGCAGCUAUUAGGAGAUCAUCCACAUACUGGAGUAGUACACAUUUUCGUGAGAUGGAUUGGAAAUCUUUUAAAUCCUGACUUAACGCGGAUUCCAAAUAGAGAAUUUUUAAAACCCUGUGGCAACCUAGUCCAGGUCAACUGACGUUUUGAUCCUGUAAUAGCAUCUUCCCAUUGGAAAGCAAAGAUACACUGGCUUUCAGCAGAGACUCGGAGGCAAAAGAAGGCAUCUUUGAGAUCCAAAACUGAAUAGUGGGUAGCGCCACCAGGAAUCAAGGCAAGCAGAUUAUAGGGAUUGGGUACCACUGGGUGUAUGUUGACCACUGCAUCAUUAACUGCUCUUAAAUCUUGUACAGGAUGGUACUCUUUAGACUCUAGCUUUUGAAUAAGUAAUAAUGGGGUGUUCCAGGGGGAGGUUCAGAAUUUCAGGAUGCCAUACUUCACAAACCUGUCCAAGUAUGUCUGUAUGUUUUCCUUGGCCUUCUGAGGUAUAUGAUACUGGCAAAGGCUAACAGGACAAGCCCCAAGUUUCAAUUCAAUAUGUAUGGGUGGAAUAUUAUGAGCAAGUCCUGGAGGAUUGUUUUCUGCCCAUACUCCUGAAAUAUCAAAUAAUGAUCCAUCACUCUUUGGGUUCAGGGUUACUAUUGCAGAAUACAGACACCAUUCUUCUUCUUUUGGCAUCAGUACAGGUAACAUGCCUGGUGAUUUAUUAAACCUUAGGGAUGUUGAUCCAUUAGGUAAAAAUGUUAUCUGUGCUUGAAGCUUCGACAGAAGAUCUCGUCCUAGAAGUUGGAUUGGGCAUAAGUGGGUAUAUAUUGAUGAUGACAGUGUACCAAUGCCCACGGACUGGAUAAAGCAUACAUAAAGUAUGAAGGGCUGGUACAAGUCUGAAAAAAAAAAAAAAAAAAAAAAGAAGUUGAAUUGGGCACUUAGGCAUAUAUAGGAACUGAUGUUGAACAAGAUGGCCCCCUAGUGUACAAGUACGAUUCCUGAAAACCAGUCUGGUUGCUUCUUUCCUAGUAGCUCCUAUUACAGUAACAGUCUUUCCGGAAGGAGGAGAUACUAAUUUGGUCACAACGGAAUGUUCAGCACCCGUAUCAAUCAUGAAGGGAAUUUUAUUUUCCCCUAUUGUUACUUCAACCAUAGGCUCCGCUCGGCCAAGGGGGAUGGAGCCCGGUCUGUAUCAAUAGUCGUCCAUAACUGCGUCAGCCAGACCCACAAAGUCCCUAUCUCUUGGUCUCUGAGUUUGAGGGUAAUAUCUGCUAUCCUGAACGUCUCCUCUAUUCCUACUGUUGUUCCCUUCAAGACAUCCUCAGAUAAUCUUUCCUCUUUCCUCUCCUUGUCUGCCGAUGCCUGUGAUGGCUACCGCCAACAUAUCUAACUUCUUUUUCGUCCUACGCUUCUCUUCCCACUUCGUUUCAACUUUCUCUAUUCAUAUAUACCUUAUUUGCAAUUUCCAUAAGCUGUGAUAUAGACAUUCCUGCAAAUCCAUCUAACUUUUGUAAUUUCCUCUUAAUAUCACCUUGGGCCUGGCUGACGAAUGCAGAAUUAACCAUUCAUGCAUUUUCAGGGGCUUCGGGAUUAAAAGGGGUAUAGAGUCUGUAUGACUCAAGCAAUCUCUCAUAAAAGGUGCUAGGGGAUUCGUCAACCUUGUCAUGUUAAUGGCCUUUCCCCGCUUUCAAGCCCGUAAUAAUGGCUUGCUGGUAUGCUUUCAAAUGGGUCAUAUCAGCACAGUUAACGUUCCAGUUGGCAUACGUAUUAGGGAUAUGGGCAGCGGCCCAUGCUGCCGGAUAUGCUUGGUUUUGGGUACAGGCAGUUUCUUCAAGAGCUUUAAGAGCUGCUUGAUUAAUACGGGUUCUUUCCGCGGAACUGAAUAGAGUUAAUAGUAACUGCUGGCAAUCGGCCCAUGUAGGAUUAUGGGUUUGAAUGAUUGAUGUAACCAAAUCAGUCAUAGCUUGUUGUUUGUCGGUAUAUGAAGGGUUAUGGGUCUUCCAGUUAAACAAAUCGGUAGUAGUAAAGGGAACGUAUACAGAUACAGGGUCUCCCAAUUGCAACUGGCCAUUGCCAUCAAUAUGUGUUGGGCCAGUAGUAAGUCGGAGGGGCAUUUGUAGGUGCCGGGGUUGGAGGGUACUAGUUGUCAUGCAUGUUAAAAGGGGACUACAUUUGUAGAGCACUGUGCUUUAACAGGUUCUGGUUGGGGGGUUGUCAGAUGGGCAGAGGAAGGCAAAUCAAUCAUGUAACAGUUGGUAAAUUAGUUAAUGGAAUAUCUAGGACAAGGCUGGGAGGGGCCUGUCCAGUAACUAAAAAGGGCGCCAAUUCAGGAUACAAAGAUCUAGUGGGGGUAGGUGCAGAGAUUGGUGGGCUUAAGGCAAGAGGGCUGAUUUCUGAUGUAGGUAUGUGGGUAGGCAGAGACAAUGGGGCAGCGGAAGUGAAACCACCGGCUGCACUGGUUCUAGCUUGGAAGGAAGCAUAAGGGGGAGGUAAGGGAAGAUCUGAUUGAGGGGGAGUGUCCAAAAUAGGUGGAGUUGAGGCCUUUGUGGACAAACAAGUUCUGGCAACCAUGAGGCGGCAGUGUUCCUCAUGGCAUAACUUGAUCCAUUUAGGCUGUUUUUCAACUAUUUGCUUUCAACAAUCAAUAUACGGAAACUGAUCAUAAAGCCCUGGCCUACUAGUUAUAACUGUAUGAACUUGCAGUACUAAAUCUGGAUCAAGACUAUAAUAUAAUGGAUUAUAAUUUGGCUAAACAAUAUAUAUAAAUGUAUAUGCCAGAGUUUAGCUAAAUAAUAUAUAUUAAUAUAUAUAUGCCAUUUUCCAGCCAAACAAUAAUCUUCAGAAACUUUGAUCUAGCUGUACAAAAUUCACACAGAGCUCAGCUUUUUCUACUAACUCCAGGAUCAGCGAUCUAGUUGAACGACAUUUAAGCUCAACUACUCCAGUUACCGGAAUUUAAUCCAGACCAGAACUUUGGAAACCAGUCCCUAUUCUAAACCAGCUCCUAUUCUAAACAGGCCCUACUCUAAACUAUUAUAUACAGACCCUAGUCUAAACAGCCCCUAUUCUAAACAGGAUCUAGCUGAACAGUUUUUUAUACCAAAUUUCAGCUAGAUAAAAUUUUGGAAACAAGAAUCUAACUGAACAAAAUUAUUACACAAUGUCCAUCUAGUCGUACGUUUCCAAACCAGCCCCUAGUAUAAACCUAUUCUGAGCCUAUUCUAAACUAUUCUAUACAGCCCCUAUUCUAAUAUAACUGAACUAGAUUUCAUACCAAGUUCAAUUAGUAAUAGGUUUCCAAAAUCAGAACAGACCCUAUAGCCAAAACGGUCUAGCUACAGAGCGUUUCGCUAAAGAGGUGAUCAGCCCCUUCUUUCCAUUGAGAAAGGCCAGAACAGAUUUUAUCCCUAGUGGGUGUACCUUUCAUCAACGGGACACCCCGAAUUUAUCAACGGGAUACCCCGAUACCCACUGUGCAGAAGCCGAUGGUCUCCUGGACAAGGCGCUGAGACAAAAGGAGGUCCACACAGUAUCGGUCCAGGGGUGUUGCCAUGGAGAGGUGCUGUCUCGGCGGUCUCGGUGAUGAUUUCCCGGUCAAUGCACCUGGAAUGUAAUAGCAGAACAGUGAAGAAGCCACGCACAGAGAGUCCGGACGCAGGUCAUUUCAGGAAGCAAAGAUCUUUAUUUUCACCGAUCGGGUCUCAGCUGAACUCAUGUCCAAAAUGUCUGAGCACAUGGAGUACAGGCAUUUUUAUAGACUAUACAUCCCCCACCCUUACACCAAUCAGCAAACAGGAUUACCUUAUAUGGACAGGCAACAUGGAACUUAGAAGAGAAUGGAAUGUGGUUUCAAUGCUCAGUACAUUGACGACAGUUUCCUGAUUACGUGUAACUAACUAACAGAUACCUGCACUUGUAUAUGCCAUGUUGAGAUUUAAGCCUACUAAAUUUUGGGCCUAACUGAGAUCCCCUCACAAUAUGUUAUAGCUAAACUAGUUUAUUUUAAUGUAAAACAGACUCAAUGGAUUUCACAAUUCUGGCUUUGAUGAAAGUAUCUUCCUAUGUUUUAGUUUUCAAAAAGCAAUAUAAAUCACCCAGGCUAUUUAACAAAGGGAAAUGUGAAAUGACCAUCCCAAUAACAAGUGGGGAAAAAAACAAAACCGACAUGACUAUCAUAAAGUUUCUAUAAAGUACAUUCCUGGAUUUACUAUCCAUUUUUUAAUGCCUUUUGUAAAGAUCACACUAAAAUUACACCAAACUGCAUUAAAAAGAUAAUACUCUAGCGCUAAAUAUUCCAGGGAGUUUGACCUAUGUCCCGUGAACUUGACUCCAUACACAACGUUUCAACUGCAAAAGAACACAUACUAAAAUAAGCAAACAUCACACACAUUGGACAAUUAAUUUAUUCAAGUGCCACAAUGAAUACUAUAUUACUCUCGCAUAACAAUUAAUGAGAAAGUGUAUAUAUCACUACUACAGAAUAAUCUCCUCUUCUUGUAAAUAGUGAAUCCAAAUGAAAACAUGAUAACCGUACAACCCACCACGUCAAACAAUAGUGUGAUACUGUUGCCUGUACCAACAUUUUUAUUGCAAAUUAUACUCUUAAACAGUGGAUUCAAAUUUCAUAAAACAAACAGCCAGAGAUUGCGGCUUCUUUUACUGUGUGUUUAUUUCACUAUGUGUUCCUAUUAAAUAUAAAGCUUUUGUGCGGGAUUUGGAGGGGGUCUUGUUUGUAACAAUUAAUAAAGAAGGGUAAUUUUUUUCUUUUGUGUAAUGUGUGUCAUAACUAUCACAGUAGUUUGGAUUAGACAUUAGUGAUGUCCCGAACGGUUCGCGAACGGUUCGCCACGAACGGUUCGCCGCGGACUCAUCAUUGAGUAAACUUUGACCCUGUACCUCACAGUCAGCAGACACAUUCCAGCCAAUCAGCAGCAGACCCUCCCUCCCAGACCCUCUCACAUCCUGGACAGCUCACUAAAAAUGCAGCUUCAAAAUGGAUGCUGUCCAAGAGGUGGGAGGGUCUGGGAGGGAGGGUCUGCUGCUGAUUGGAUGGAAUGUGUCUGCUGACUGUGAGGUACAGGGUCAAAGUUUACUCAAUGAUGAGUCCGUGGCGAACCGUUCGGGACAUCACUAUUAGACAUGUUUUUGUACAGUUUGUGGUUUUGUAUGAUAUGGGAAGUGUCUUCCCUUUAACUUGAAUGAGAGAAUUAGUAAGUUUCUAUAUAAAACAUUAAACAUAAUGGAUACUGACUUAUUUCUAAUGUUAUCAAUGGAGAAGUAAUCGCAAGCUAAAUACAGCUGCUUCAGAUUCACCCCGAACUGGCGUUUAACUUCACUUGGAAUUCAAUCACCUCACUAGCUAAAACAAUAAAUUAGUCGUGGUGGUAACCGUGGGACUAUAAUGAUAAAAGAGUGGAUUGCUGUCACAGCUGAUGUUGCAGAUCCUAUCAAUUCAUGUAUGACACAAAUUCAGCAUUAACAAAACAUAUGUGGACAAGUAAAACCGAUAACGAGGACCCUUUUCAUUAAUGAAGAAUCUGUGUGUAUCAAAUAAGAAGUGGACAUACCCCAACAGUUUUUUUGAUCUGUAGAGAUGGUCCACUAACAGAUAGGCCUUUAUUAGGGAGCCCAAUUUUCCACAAGCGAUGGUAAAACAGCACAGGCCUGCUGUAAGGAAGCAACGUUUCAUAUGAAUAUAUUUUUUUUACGUAAUGUUCACAAACUGUGCAAGACCAUGGCUAAAGCACCGCUAUAUAUAAAGAAAUCAGAUCAUAGCAGAGCCACUAGACCAGGUGACAUCAUUUGGAAACCCAAGGCCAAAUUUACCGAGGGAAAAGCAGGACAAUGAGCAAUCACCAUGAAAGCCAACAGAAUGUUUCUACAAAUUUCACAAAACUGACAAACUUUGUCUGAGAAUUUUUAUUAGGAACAGCCUUCUUGUGAUGUUAUCAUGCAUGUGGUCAAGCUCCAUGAUUCCAUUAUUCCGGUAAUUGGGUGAGCAUUGCUGUAGCGUUAUAGGUCAAAAGGCGAGGGAUGUCUCCCUGUUUGGUUAUUCAUUCAUUUUCAAUAACCCAGUAUGAUUUUUAUCAUACAUAAUAACUCACACAUUGAAACAAUCGGCAAAUCAUUUGUUUAUCUUAAGAAAGAAUAAAGUUGGGGUGUUUGUGACAUGAUGCAGCUUUCCUUCCCUAACCAAUAUUUGAGAAUCUGUUCAUAUCUCCCCAGAUGUAGGAGUUUGGCACGUGGUGUGGGAUGUGGUAAAUGCUUGUGUUUCUCCACCUCCACGGAAUGCCCUAGCUGUGGACUUUUCUUACCUGCGGUCUCUCCCACUCUCGGAGCGUUCUCUCUCCUCGGGAGCUCUAAUUGGUUUCUUCCAUUGUCUGCUGCUACGAGAACCUCGAGGGACUCCAUUAUACACCUAUGGUGCGUACCCAACAGCAUCCCAAGUUCAAUGUCACUUCAUUUGUCUUCUGUGUCUACAUGUGUGUGUAAUAUAUCCUUUUUAUCAUUGUUUUAUAUAAUUAAAUUCCAGAUACUGCCUUGUCCUGAAACCUAAACUGUACACUUACUUUUAAUCCUCCUCCAUUAAGAUUUAGAUUAAAUGAUGGGAAUGGGAAGGAGUGGUGUCCAAUGUGACAAUUUAAGCCAUUAUUAGCUGUUCAUCAUCAUCUUGUUCCUUCUCAAAGAACAUCUAAACUUGUAGUCUAGGAAGGUCAUUGGGUUCUGUGCUCCUGCACAUUGUCAUCUGUCUGUCCAUUCGUCCUAUCAUUCUGUCUUAUAUUAUUUCCUUUAUGGUAUAUUAUUUUCCUUUAUACACUGCUCAAAAUAAAAAAGGGAACACAAAAAUAACACAUCCUAGAUCUGAAUGAAUUAAAUAUUCUUCUGAAAUACUUUGUUCUUUACAUAGUUGAAUGUGCUGACAACAAAAUCACACAAAAAUAAAAAAAUGGAAAUAAAAAUUUUCAACCCAUGGAGGUCUGGAUUUGGAGUCAAACUUAAAAUUAAAGUGGAAAAACACACUACAGGCUGAUCCAACUUUGAUGUAAUGUCCUUAAAACAAGUCAGAAUGAGGCUCACUAGUGUGUGUGGCCUCCACGUGCCUGUAUGACCUCCCUACAACGCCUGUGCAUGGUCCUGAUGAGGUGGCGGAUGGUCUCCUGAGGGAUCUCCUCCCGGACCUGGACUAAAGCAUCUGCUAACUCCUGGACAGUCUGUGGUGCAACGUGACGUUGGUGGAUGGAGCGAGACAUGAUGUCCCAGAUGUGCUCAAUUGGAUUCAGGUCUGGGGAACGGGCGGGCCAGUCCAUUGCAUCAAUGCCUCCGUCUUGCAGGAACUGCUGACACACUCCAGCCACAUGAGGUCUAGCAUUGUCUUGCAUUAGGAGGAACCCAGGGCCAACCACACCAGCAUAUGGUCUCACAAGGGGUCUGAGGAUCUCAUCUCAGUACCUAAUGGCAGUCAGGCUACCUCUGGCGAGCACAUGGAGGGCUGUGCGGCCCCUAAAGAAAUGCCACCCCACACCAUUACUGACCCACUGCCAAACCGGUCAUGCUGGAGGAUAUUGCAGGCAGCAGAACGUUCUCCACGGCGUCUCCAGACUCUGUCACAUGUGCUCAGUGUGAACCUGCUUUCAUCUGUGAAGAGUACAGGGCGCCAGUGGUGAAUUUGCCAAUCUUGGUGUUCACUGGCAAAUGCCAAACGUCCUGCACAGUGUUGGGCUGUAAGCACAAUUCCCACCUGUGGACGUCGGGCCCUCAUACCACCCUCAUGGAGUCUGUUUCUGACCGUUUGAGCAGACACAUGCACAUUUGUGGCCUACUGGAGGUCAUUUUGCAGGGCUCUGGCAGUGCUCCUCCUGUUCCUUCUUGCACAAAGGCUGCUGGGUUGUUGCCCUCCUACGGCCUCCUCCACGUCUCCUGAUGUACUGGCCUGUCUCCUGGUAGCGCCUCCAUGCUCUGGACACUACGCUGACAGACACAGCAAACCUUCUUGCCACAGCUCGCAUUGAUGUGCCAUCCUGGAUGAGCUGCUCUACCUGAGCCACUUGUGUGGGUUGUAGACUCCGUCUCAUGCUACCACUAGAGUGAAAGCACCGCCAGCAUUCAAAAGUGACCAAAACAUCAGCCAGGAAGCAUAGGAACUGAGAAGUGGUCUGUGGUCACCACCUGCAGAACCACUCCUUUAUUGGGGGUGUCUUGCUAAUUGCCUAUAAUUUCCACCUGUUGUCUAUCCCAUUUGCACAACAGCAUGUGAAAAUUGAUUGUCACUCAGUGUUGCUUCCUAAGUGGACAGUUUGAUUUCACAGAAGUGUGAUUGACUUGGAGUUACAUUGUGUUGUUUAAGUGUUCCCUUUAUUUUUUUGAGCAGUGUAUUAUUUCAUUUUUCCAGUCUAUCUAUUUUUCUAUGGUUUCUACCUGUUUUAUUUUAAAUUUUAUUGAUAUCAAAUCUUUCUCCACUUUUGCAGUCUGGGAAGAGUUGGGAGAGCUGACACGUCUUCAUGCACACACCCUACGGGAUCUAAAAGACAAUAAGUUGAUAAGGAGUACACUCUCAGAUCCAAUCCAGAACUUGGCCACCUGGAGUCACCAUUAGCUUGUAACAUUACCCAGACAUUUCGAAAAAAUCCUGAUUUUCCAAAAUAUAUUCCAGAAUCUGAGAAAGCGUUCCUGAAAUAAACUUUUAAAAAAAUAGUGUUUUGUCCAGCCAUACUAUAGAGAUGUGUUUUUUUUAAAUAAUUGUAUCUAUUUCCCAAAUCUGUACAUUUCAAGGAGCCACAGUCAUCUAGCAAUGUGGUAACAGUGGCCUUCCGAUGUUUCUUAUAUAUUCAUAUUCUUUCUUUAGAAUCUUACAAAUCAUAAAGCAGAAAAUAAAGAGAGGCCAUUAAAUAUGUGAACUAGUCCACAAAGGGCUGGAACAGAGCAAAAGUAUGAGUAAGGAACAAUUGGGGAACCGUGUGACUCUUUGAUGUAUUUGGCUUUAAAGCCCCUAUUCUACCUUCAGACAGACUAUUUAUGUAGGUUGCUUUAUUUCUCUUAUGUUUUAGUCACCCUGUACCCAUUAUAGGUGCAGGGUGUGUGUAAUGUAAUUGUUUAUAGUGUGUGUAAUGCAAUUGUUUAUAGUGUGUGUGUGUACUGUGAAAUGCAUUGCCUGCUCUCCUGUACUGCUGAGGUUUGCUACCAACUAGGUGGGUUUGGCUAUGGAGCUUGUCUAGUGCCCUCUGUUGGUAGCAACAGCAAUAUGCACUACCUGAAUAGCAAGACUGGUUCACUUGCAUAUUUGGGUAGAUUUGCAUAUUGCUAAUUCUGCAGGCACGUGAGAUAUUUUCUGUUAAAUAUUGUCUCCCCCUCCCCUUUAAAAUUGUGCCAUUGUGUUCUGAUAAGUCACUGUGUGUUGCCUGUUAUGGUUUGACUGUUUGUGAUUUUAUUGAGUUUUCACAGCAAUGUUAAUGUGGUGACCCCAUGGGCUGGUCCCAAGAGAAAUAAAAGUUUAGAUAGUUCUUCUUGAUUCCUCUAAAUGUAGCCUUGUCACGUUAUUGGAGGGAGCUGUUAUAAUCACACUGGUCUGCAUACUCC
Molecule: messenger RNA, 24567 nt
Organism: Pelobates cultripes (western spadefoot toad)
Lineage: Eukaryota; Metazoa; Chordata; Amphibia; Anura; Pelobatidae
Source: the annotation of a GenBank genome assembly